AGCUGGCCCGGGGUCUCGGGUUGCGCGCUGGGCCUGGAGGGAGGGGGCGGCCACCGCACGGGUCCGAGUUGCGGCCGCGUGGACUGCGACCCGCGCCGCGCCCUGGGAACGCCGCGCGCCGCGCCCUGGGAACGCCGCUCCCCGCGCGCCAGGGGACCCGGGGACGCCCUUCUGGGGUCCGAGGCCGCGCUGCGGGGCCGCCCACGCUGCGCUCCAGGAGCCAGAGCCCGCAGGGUGGGCAUUGGGACAUGCUGAUCUCCCCUCAAGACAGCUGGCGGGCGCUCUGGUCAUGGAGGACUGCAAUGUGCACUCGGCCGCCAGCAUCCUGGCCUCGGUGAAGGAGCAGGAGGCCCGCUUCGAGAGGCUGACACGGGCACUGGAGCAGGAGCGGCGCCAUGUUGCCCUGCAACUGGAGCGUGCCCAGCAGCCUGGCAUGGUCAGUGGUGGCAUGGGCGGUGGGCAGCCCCUGCCAAUGGCCUGGCAACAGCUGGUCCUCCAGGAACAGAGCCCAGGCAGCCAGGCCUCACUGGCCACGAUGCCGGAGGCACCUGAUGUGCUGGAGGAGACCGUGACGGUGGAGGAGGACCCCGGCACGCCCACUUCCCAUGUGUCUAUUGUCACAUCCGAAGAUGGCACGACCCGGCGCACCGAGACCAAGGUCACCAAGACUGUCAAGACGGUGACCACUCGGACAGUACGCCAGGUGCCCGUAGGCCCAGACGGACUCCCCCUGCUGGAUGGCGGCCCCCCACUAGGCCCUUUUGCAGAUGGUGCCCUGGACCGGCAUUUCCUGCUGCGUGGUGGUGGCCCAGCGGCCACACUCUCUCGAGCCUACCUCAGCAGCGGGAGUGGCUUUCCCGAAGGCCCCGAGCCCCGGGACAGCACCAGCUAUGGCAGCCUGUCCCGAGGGCUGGGCAUGCGGCCCCCACAUGUGGGCCUCCUUGGCCCAGGCCCUGGUAAUGGCUGCUUCACGCUGCCUGGCCACCGGGAAGCCUUCCCGGUGGGUCCUGAGCCUGGGCCACCAGGUGGCCGCUCCCUGCCCGAGCGCUUCCAGGCAGAGCCGUAUGGCUUGGAGGAUGACACGCGCAGCCUGGCCGCUGAUGACGAGGGUGGCCCUGAGCUGGAGCCUGACUAUGGCACGGCCACGAGGAGGAGGCCUGAGUGUGGGCGGGGCCUUCAUACCAGGGCCUACGAGGACACAGCAGAUGAUGGCGGCGAGCUGACGGACGAGCGGCCUGCGUUCCCAACGGUGACGGCGCCCCUGGCCCAGCCUGAACGGGGCAGCCUGGGCAGCCUGGACCGGCUGGUGCGGCGCUCGCCCUCAGUGGAUAGCGCCCGCAAGGAGCCGCGCUGGCGGGACCCUGAGCUGCCUGAGGUGCUGGCCAUGCUGCGGCACCCCGUGGACCCCGUGAAGGCCAAUGCGGCUGCCUACCUGCAGCAUCUGUGCUUUGAGAACGAGGGUGUCAAGCGGCGUGUACGGCAGUUGCGGGGGCUGCCGCUGCUUGUGGCACUGCUGGAUCACCCGCGGGCUGAGGUGCGGCGCCGGGCCUGUGGGGCACUGCGCAACCUCUCCUAUGGCCGCGACACUGACAACAAGGCCGCCAUCCGGGACUGCGGUGGUGUGCCUGCCCUGGUGCGCCUGCUGCGGGCUGCCCGGGACAACGAGGUCCGCGAGCUUGUCACUGGCACCCUGUGGAACCUGUCAUCCUAUGAGCCCCUGAAGAUGGUCAUCAUUGACCAUGGCCUGCAGACGCUGACCCACGAGGUGAUCGUGCCCCACUCAGGAUGGGAGAGUGAGCCCAACGAGGACUCCAAGCCACGGGACGCUGAGUGGACAACUGUCUUCAAGAACACGUCGGGCUGCCUGAGGAAUGUGAGCUCUGAUGGUGCUGAGGCCCGGCGGCGACUCCGGGAGUGUGAAGGGCUGGUGGACGCGCUCCUGCAUGCCCUGCAGUCGGCUGUGGGCCGGAAGGACACUGACAACAAGUCGGUGGAGAACUGCGUGUGCAUCAUGCGGAACCUGUCCUACCACGUGCACAAGGAGGUGCCCGGGGCCGACAGGUACCAGGAGGCCGAGCCCGGGCCCCUGGGCAGUGCUGUAGGCUCCCAGCGCCGGAGGCGGGAUGAUGCCAGCUGCUUUGGUGGCAAGAAGGCCAAAGAGGAGUGGUUCCACCAAGGAAAGAAGGAUGGUGAGAUGGACCGGAACUUUGACACGCUAGACUUGCCCAAGCGAACUGAGGCCGCCAAAGGCUUUGAGCUGCUGUACCAGCCCGAGGUGGUACGUCUCUACCUCUCCCUUCUCACGGAGAGCCGGAACUUCAACACCCUGGAGGCUGCCGCCGGCGCUCUGCAGAACCUCAGUGCCGGCAACUGGAUGUGGGCCACGUACAUCCGCGCCACAGUGCGCAAAGAGCGCGGGCUGCCGGUGCUUGUGGAACUGCUGCAGUCUGAGACCGACAAGGUGGUGCGCGCCGUCGCCAUCGCUCUGCGCAACCUCUCGCUGGACCGGCGCAACAAAGACCUCAUCGGGAGCUACGCCAUGGCCGAGCUUGUGCGGAAUGUGCGCAAUGCACAGGCUCCGCCGCGACCGGGGGCCCGCCUGGAGGAAGACACCGUGGUGGCGGUGCUCAACACCAUCCACGAAAUCGUGUCCGACAGCCUGGAUAACGCGCGCUCGCUCCUGCAGGCACGCGGGGUGCCAGCGUUGGUGGCUCUCGUCGCCUCCAGCCAAUCGGUACGCGAAGCGAAGGCGGCGUCACAUGUGCUGCAGACAGUGUGGAGCUACAAGGAGCUGCGUGGUACCUUGCAGAAAGAUGGUUGGACCAAGGCGCGCUUCCAGUCAGCUGCUGCUACUGCCAAGGGGCCUAAGGGAGCACCGAGUCCUGGGGGCUUCGAUGACAGCACGCUGCCACUGGUGGACAAGAGCCUUGAGGGCGAGAAAACUGGCAGCCGGGAUGUGAUCCCCAUGGACGCGCUUGGCCCAGACGGAUACUCCACGGUGGACCGGAGGGAGCGGAGGCCACGGGCCACCAGCUCUGCAGGAGAGGCCUCUGAGAAGGAACCCUUGAAAGCAGGUGCCUUGAAACACUGGAAUCCGACCCCACAUCCCUCUGGGAUGGGCCUGGAGAGUCCCACAGGGCUUGCAGCUGUCCUGGUGGUGGGUGGCAGUCGUUUCCAGCCCGUGUGCUGCAGAGAAAGCAGGGGGCUUUCACGUGACAGUAUGGACACCACACAGCUGCAAGGUCAGUGAGGUCAGGGGACAGCCCCAAGGUCCGGAGUUGAGCAGGAAGUACCACCAUGAAUCAUGAUGUGUUUUCAUUUAGAAAAAAAAAAAAAUGUCCUAGCAAUGUCAGCUGAAAAGACGUAGAACAAAGCACCACCCAGGAGGAGGACAAUGGCCUAGGCCUCGAGCAGGGCGGCUGCCUUCCAGUCCCAGCCAGGGAGUGCAUGAGUGAGGGGCCUGGGCUCCUGGACUUCUCGGGUUGCGCCAGGGGACUCAGGAGCCCGAUCUGGUCAUCAGGGAUACAGAGACGUCAGCGGACUGAAAGACACCAGACCACUGCACCUGCACGAGUUAAACAGGAAAGAAGGAGGGAAGGGCAGAAAGGAGCAUGGGUCACCUUUGGAGGCUGCCAGGGGCCCACUCCUUUACGAAACUGGUCAAGAGGGGAAAGAAGGCAGCACCUGUCCUGCCUGUCCCCCGACACUGCAAGCCUCCUACCAGCUACUCAGACCACUUGGAGAACUGGCUAAACAUGCAUCAGCAUCUGAGCAGGACUGAAAAUCUAAUGCCAUGGAGAAGUGACAGUGUCAGAGGAGCAGGUGACACUAUGCUGGGGUGGUUUUCAUCUGGCCCACCCUCCUUAGACUCUCCUCCCUUCAAGAGUUGGAGCCUCACAGAGGUUGCAGGGAGCCAAGAUCGCGCCACUGCACUCCAGCCUGGGCGACAGAGCGAGAGACUGUCUCAAAAAACAACAACAAUAACAACAAAAAGUUGGAGCCUCAGACCGAGCACACACCUGUACUCCCAGCACUUUGGGAGGUUGAGGCAAGAGGAUCGCUUGAGGCUAGGAGUUUGAGACCAGUCUGGGCAACAUAGGGAGACCCCAUUUCUACAAAAAAAUUUUAAAUUAGCCAGGUGUAGUGGUGCAUGCCUUUAGUCCUAGCUACUCAGGAGGCUGAGGUGGGAGGAUCACUGGAGCUCAGGAGUUUGAGGCUACAGUGAGCUAUGAUGUCAUCACUGCACUCCAGCCUGGGCACAGAGCAAGACUCUGUCUUUUUCUCUUUAUUUUUUAAGGGGGAACUCAUUCCUCUUUCUUUGGGCGUGGGCUGGACUUGGUGACUAUGGCAGCCCGGUGGAGAGGCCUCCUCAAAGCAGCCCUUGAUUUUGAAUUGCAACCUGCUCCUGAGCCCCUCACCCUCCGUGCCUCCGAUGCUCACAGAACCCACUGAGGGGAUGGCUAGGCCCUCACAAGAGCCAGGCUGUCCCCUAACCCUCUACAAGGGGGCACAGGGCCCCAGCCCUGAGUGUGCAGAUGUGCGUUUAACAAGGACACCCAUUUCCAAUUCAUGACUUCCCGCUUCAUGACUUUGCUUCUUUUGAGAUAAUUACCAGCUUUGCGCAAGCAGUACUGAGAAAACUAUUAGUUUCCUAGUUACUAAACUGCAAUGUUUGCUACUUUUCUAUGAAGGCAGGCCCCUGUAAUUAGCACCCACAUCACAGCUGCUGAAACUCGGCCGCAGUAACGCAGGCCCAGCUGUGGGUGUCUUUCCUGCCCAAGUGAAGCCCAUCUGGCUGAGCGCCUGCUCUCUGCCAUCAGUACCCAAUUGCCAGCAUCAUGCUCCUUUGUCAGGGGUGAGCCCCCCUCCAGCUACCCUGUCUUG
Molecule: messenger RNA, 4884 nt
Organism: Pongo pygmaeus (Bornean orangutan)
Lineage: Eukaryota; Metazoa; Chordata; Mammalia; Primates; Hominidae
Gene: ARVCF
Product: ARVCF delta catenin family member
Exons: 19
Coding region: 290-3250 (986 amino acids)
Biological process (GO): cell-cell adhesion
Cellular component (GO): adherens junction; plasma membrane; nucleus
Molecular function (GO): protein binding
Source: RefSeq, a predicted model, not a curated record